Molecule: messenger RNA, 2261 nt
Organism: Sciurus carolinensis (gray squirrel)
Lineage: Eukaryota; Metazoa; Chordata; Mammalia; Rodentia; Sciuridae
Gene: Bdkrb1
Product: bradykinin receptor B1
Exons: 2
Coding region: 770-1825 (351 amino acids)
Biological process (GO): inflammatory response; response to mechanical stimulus; neutrophil chemotaxis
Cellular component (GO): membrane
Molecular function (GO): bradykinin receptor activity
Source: RefSeq, a predicted model, not a curated record
UCCCACCAGCUGUGUGGCCUCAGGCACCUGCCGGGGGCUCCGCUCUAGAGCUCCUUACUGGUCACAGAGACGACAGCAGCCCCUGCCCCACAGGGCUGCUGGGAGAUGGAAGGAGGAAACACUUCAAGGUACAAAACUCAGAGCUGUGCUGGAACCCAGAGGCCACCGGAUGAGGGGCAGCUGUUCUUACUCUCCAGUGGCCCAAGAUUCUCAAAUGCAGGAGACUCUUCCUCCGGAACCCUUCACUGUUGCCCCCAGCCGUCCACCCUGCCAGUCCAGCCCCUGGCAGCUCCCCUGGCUGUGCCUCUUCCCAGCCCUGGGUCCCAUCUUAGGUCAUGACCCUGCAUGCCCUCUGCAUCCCCUCCAGGUGGCGAGCCCCACGGAGCCAGGGCUGCUCUGUCCGUGAAUCUCCAGCACCUUGUGGAGUGCUGGCACCAAGUAGGUGCUCACUAAGUAUCUGUUAAACUCUUUAACAACAACCAUAAAAUGGUCUCUAGUAAGUCUAGGGGCGGCCACCCUUUCUUUGAGCAUUUCCGUUCCCCCGAGCACCACGCCAAGGCACUCCAUAGAUAGAACCACCAGCCCUCGCCAUGGUCCACAGGGGGAUGGGAUUUGCUCUGAUUUUUUAGAAGGAGAGGAAAAGUGAAUGGGUCUAAGUAGGCCACAAGUGGUUGUGCCAGCAUUUGAAGUCCGGUGUCAAAGUCCUGGUCCUUCCUCUCCACCAGACAUCAGCAACCUCUUCCUCUAGAGCAGCAGAUGGUCACUGUGGAUGGCACCCCAGGCCCUCCUGGGGCUCCAGUCCCCCAACCAAAGCCUGCCGGCCUCCCCCAACACCACCGCCUGCGACAGUGCCCCUGAGGCCUGGGACCUGCUGCACAGGGUGCUGCCCACCUGCAUCAUCACCAUCUUCUCCCUGGGCCUCCUGGGGAACCUUCUAGUCCUGUCCGUCCUCCUGCUGCCCCGGCAGCGACUGACCGUGGCGGAAAUCUACCUUGCCAACCUGGCGGCCUCUGACCUGGCGUUUGUCUUGGGCCUGCCCUUCUGGGCGGAGAACGUCCGGAACGAGUUCCGCUGGCCCUUCGGAGUCCUGCUGUGCCGCAUGGUCAACGGGGUCAUCAAGGCCCACCUGUUCAUCAGCAUCUUCCUGGUGGUGGCCAUCAGCCGGGACCGCUACCGGGCGCUGGUGCAGCCCAUGGCCAGCUGGAGGCGGCGGCGCUGGCAGGCCCACGGCACCUGUGUGCUCGUCUGGGCGCUGGGGGGCCUCCUGAGCACGCCCACCUUCCUGCUGCGGACCGUCAAAGACAUCCCAGAGCUGAACAUCUCCGCCUGCUUCCUGCUGUUCCCCCACGAGGCCUGGCACUUCGCCAGGAUGGUGGAGUUGAACGUGCUGGGCUUCCUCCUCCCGCUGGCCGCCAUCCUCUUCUUCAACUUCCACAUCCUGGUCUCCCUGCGGGGGCGCCAGACAGUCAGCAGGAGCCGGUGUGGGGGCCCCAAAGACGGCAAGACCACGGCGCUGAUCCUGACGCUCGUGGCUGCCUUCCUGGUCUGCUGGGCCCCCUUCCACUUCUUUGCCUUCCUGGAAUUCCUGUUCCAGGUCGGGGCCAUCCAGGGCUGCUUCUGGGAGGAGUUCAUCGACCUGGGCCUGCAGCUGGCCAACCUCCUGGCCUUCGUCAACAGCUGCCUGAAUCCAGCCAUCUACGUCUUGCGGGGGCGGCUCUUCAGGGCCAAAGUCUGGGAGCUUUAUCAACGAUGCACCCCGAGGAGCCUCGUCGCACGGUCCUCAUCCCGUGGGAAAGAAGUUCUCCAAGGCUUCUGGCGGAGUUAAGACGGCAGCGAACAGAAACGCGGCUUCCGUAUCGAUUAUUUCCAGCGUCAUGAAGACUGUUGUGGUAGGUCCAACAACGAGCCCCAAACGCCGUUCCUAGACCCUGGAGUGUUACUUUAUGGGGUAACAGAGACUGGAGAUGCGACGAAGACCAGGAUCUCCUGGGGGGAGAUGGUCCUGGACUAUCCAGGUGACCCAACACAAUCUCAAGGGGCCUCAUGAGAAAGACAGAGGGUCAGAGUCAGAGGAGAUGUGGGGACAGAGGUCAGAGCCACGAAGGCAGGGGCCAUGAGCCAAGAUCACAGGUGCCCUUAGAGGCUGGGAAAGCCAAGAAGGCAGAUUCCCGGGAGCCUCCAGAAGAAACAGGCCCGGCCCACACUUGGCCUUCAGAACCGUCACAGAAUAAAGUCGAGGUGUUGUAAGCCACCGAGUUUGA